This is a messenger RNA of Giardia duodenalis, 1734 nucleotides long. RefSeq lists its product as uncharacterized. Gene Ontology annotation, cellular component: Golgi membrane; Golgi cisterna. The coding region runs from base 1 to 1734 and encodes 577 amino acids. Gene Ontology annotation, biological process: retrograde transport, vesicle recycling within Golgi; Golgi organization. The record is from RefSeq and is a predicted model, not a curated record. NCBI's taxonomy places the organism in Eukaryota, Fornicata, Diplomonadida, Hexamitidae. The transcript has a single exon.
AUGUCUGCGAGCGUGGGCGCAGGGGUUGGAACGCUUGGAAGGUCUCUCGGCGUCCGCUUGCCUGGCUCCAAGGAAUCGCGCAAUGAACUUGCUCUUUCCGCUGGUCCAGCUAAAUCUAGUGAACGACCCCUGGGUCUCGGACCUUCUGUGAUUAGUCGCACCUCUCAGUAUAAGAACCUUGAAGAGCAGUACAACAUCUUGAAGAGCAAGUACAUGUCUAACGUGGAUCGAGUUGCCGAAACUGUGCAGCUCAGCAACGAGUACAAGCAACUUGAGAAGAAGUAUGCUAAUGCAACACGAUCAGCCAGUGAGCUUGCGGCUGAAAACGAAGCUUUACGCGGAGAACUUUCGGAAACAAAGGGAGCUCUUGAUACGUACAAGGAGAAGCUGGCGGAAAUUUCUGUGCAACCUCCGCCAAUUCUGGACACUGACUUGUCCACUAAUCACUUAUAUUCGGACCAUAAUUUGGCUACUUCUGCCUCGAUGUCUGCUGCUGCCAAUGUCAUACCCCUUGCUGCGCCCUCUUAUGUAAGCCAGGAGGAGUACAACGAGAUGCUCAAGUCCCGAACAUCUCCCGCGUCUGUGGUUCCAUCUGUCCCGUUUGAGGCCUCUAAUGCAUCCGUGGAUAGCACAGCGCAAGUCUGCGAAGCACUUGAUAGCCUUCAAAAGGACAACAUUGAGCUUAGAACAGAUAUUAAGGAAACCCUCCUAGAGGUCACGGGAAACCUCCAGACAACCAUGGUUGACUUCAGAGAUCUUCGGUCGAAGUGCGAGGACAUGCGUGUAGUUUUGAAUCAGCGUGAAUUGCAUCUUCGGGAUUUGGUGCACACCUUGGAAGAUAGGGACAAAGAAAUAUCAAGGCUUCAGCGUGCUAUAGAGGCUGCAGAAAAGCACCGAACGCACCGCGAAGAGGAAAUACAACGCUUCACUACUGAGUGCGAAGAGGUGGCUAAACACAAUGAAGAAGUGAUGAAGGAGAAAACAGCGUUACUUUCAAAGCUCAAAGGUGAUAAUAUUGACCUUAAGGCGGAACUGCAUAUUAAAGCAGCUGAGCUGACUGAGCUCAAAGAUAAGUUAGUAGAUGCACAAAAGCAGUUAAGCUCUCAUGCUAGCGAGAACGCGUCGCUUCUUGCCAGGCUUGGCACAGUAAAAAACAAUGCAGAACGCCUCCUAUUGCAACGAGAUGAAGACGUUGAAAGACUGACAAAUGAGUUAACUAAGCUCAAAGAGGAACAUACACAGCACAUUGAGCAAAAGGACGAAGUGAUCUCGCGACUGACAGGCGAAUGUGAACGACUGAAGGUCGAGCUUGCACAUUUAGCAGCAGAAAAAGACACGGAACUAAGUCGGGUCAGCGCUGAUUUAGCAACUCUGCAGCAAACAUUUACCCAAUCAACACGAAAGAAAAACGAAGAGGCCACAAAGCUAGCUCAGGAUAUCGUUGAAAAUAAGCUGGAAGCUGCACAAGCGCUUGAAGAAAGAAACAAAAUAAUUACACAGUUGAAUGCUCGCAUUACAGAAUUAGAACUAGAACUAAAACAACGUCCGCUGGCCAGGGAAUAUACCACAGUUGAUAUGACAAUAACACAAAAACAGCGCCCACUGUCUGCAAUCGAUUCUAGAAAGACACACGAGGAUGAGGCAAAUUCUAUACGGUUCUCAAAGUCUGUGGCAGGAUCUUCAUCAAAUAAGCUUGUUGUUCCCAUCGAAUAUUUGGUCAUCUCUAAGCAGUAA